Molecule: messenger RNA, 975 nt
Organism: Leptosia nina
Lineage: Eukaryota; Metazoa; Arthropoda; Insecta; Lepidoptera; Pieridae
Source: the annotation of a GenBank genome assembly
AUGCAGAGUGUUAUUAAUACGGUGAAAGGAACAGCUCUCGGAGUUGCGGGUUAUUUGACUCCUGUCCUAAAGGAAUCCAAGUUCCAAGAGACUGGUGUAUUAACCCCCGAAGAGUUUGUGGCUGCUGGUGACCACUUAGUGCACCAUUGUCCGACAUGGCAGUGGGCGAAGGGAGAAGAAAGCAAGAUAAAACCAUAUCUACCAUCUGACAAGCAAUUUCUUAUCACUAGGAAUGUGCCCUGUUAUAGAAGGUGCAAACAGAUAGAAUAUUGUGAGGACCAUGAAAAGAUAAUUGAAGAUGAACAUGAUGAAGAUGGAGGCUGGGUGGACACACACCACUAUGAUUCGGCUGGGUCCCCAACAUUGGAGGAAAAAGUAUGUGAGAUGACACUUGAAGCCGCAGAAACUGGAGACAGUGAUGGCGAUGGUGCUGGAGACCAGGAUGAUGAGGACGAUGAUUGUGAAGACGGGGAAGCCGAAGAUAUGGAACAGUUCCAAGAGUCAGGUCUUCUGGAUGAAGUUGAUCCAUCGACUGCCCUGAGUACGCGCAAGCCAACUAACACGGAUUUGACAAAGGUGAAAUCGCGUCCGGGUGAUGGUGAUGAAAUAGUGCGUACACGCACAUACGACCUGCAUAUAACCUAUGACAAGUACUAUCAGACACCUCGGCUUUGGCUCAUUGGAUAUGAUGAAGAAAGAAAGUUGCUAAGUGUAUCUCAAAUGUAUGAAGAUGUGUCCCAAGAUCAUGCCAAGAAGACCGUAACCAUGGAGACACAUCCUCACCUAUCUGGGCCAUCUAUGGCCUCAGUACACCCUUGCCGCCAUGCAGAGGUUAUGAAAAAAAUUAUAGAGACUGUUACCGAAAGCGGUGGUGAGCUUGGUGUUCACAGCUAUCUCAUUGUUUUCCUGAAGUUUGUUCAAACCGUCAUACCAACAAUAGAGUAUGACUUUACACAAAAUUUUACCAUUCACUAA